Messenger RNA from Etheostoma spectabile (orangethroat darter), 1946 nucleotides. RefSeq names its product coiled-coil domain containing 74B (gene ccdc74a). The record is from RefSeq and is a predicted model, not a curated record. The transcript is spliced from 7 exons. The coding region runs from base 371 to 1312 and encodes 313 amino acids. NCBI's taxonomy places the organism in Eukaryota, Metazoa, Chordata, Actinopteri, Perciformes, Percidae.
CUCACUGAGUUUGAGCUUCAUCAACUCUGGGCGAAAAAUAGCAUCGUUAAAUGUUGGUUGUCACGGCAACGUUGUGUGUGUGUGUGGAGCGCAUGUCAAACGAGUGCUAAGGUUAUAUAGUACUUGAGCUGUUUACAAGCCCCGGGCCGGACUAGCAAACUAGUCAGUCGGCUUAUGUAGGAUAACAAUGUGAUGUUAGGUUGACCUGUCUUUACUGGAAUACAACGGUAAGAUAAAAAAAACAGUUAGCUAAUGGUGCUAGUUUGUUAGCUAGCUAGUAAACAGUGAGUUUGUGCGGAAACAAUUCGUCGCCUGCUUGCUAGCAGAUGAGGCUAGAAUGGUUCGUUAGCUAGCUGAACGAACCAAAGCAAUGUCAAGUCAUAACCUUCCACCGGUGCGGCAUUUGCCACAAUGGACACGGGUUGGGCGCCUCGGGAAGCCCUGCUCCCCUCGGCGUUUACCGGCGGCAAACCAUCUGCAGCCGCUGUCCGUCGCCCCGCCAGCAGACACAGGAGUGUGGAGAGCAGCAGAGGUGUCCUUUCUCAGCGACAUGGACCCCCGCGUCGCAUCACUGCAGAGGAAUAUCCAGUUCCUUCAGCAACAACACAAGGAAACUCUUGAGAAACUCCAUGCAGAGAUAGAGUAUCUCAGGCGGGAUAAUAAAGAGUUGCAGUAUAAGCUGAUAAUGGAGCCUCCCAAGUCAAAUAGGAAAGGAAUGACACACAGUCGACGAGGCAUCAGACCACCUACUCAGGGAAGUGAAGCCCGUACAGGGCUCUACCUGGAGGAGCCACUACAGGACACGCGGCCCGCACAGGACCAAGCAAAAAGUGAAGAGGACAACAACAUUCUGGGAUCUGCCAGACAGGACCAUGGCCCAGAGGGGAAGGGGGGCCUGAUCACCUCGUUGCAGCCUCUACGAAUUCACAGCAAUCCCUCCCACCCACCGCGUGCCCCCACACUACAGGAGUGUGAGGUCAUCAUCCGGCAGCUCUACAAUGCUAACAGUUUACAGUCUCGAGAAAUUAUACGUGUUAAGGCAUUGCUGAGAGAUAUUGUUUUGAGCAAGAAAAUCACCCCAGAAAACUACAUUCUGACCAAGGCUUAUCUUGUUGAUGGCACCCGCAAAUCUUCAGAAGAAAACAAAUUUCCAAAACUUGGUCUUCAAACAUUUCCAGAAAGAAUGUCUGGACCCUCUCAGUCUGGGGUGGUCCUCCCAGCCCUCAAACAGAGCCUCAGCUCCACCAUUGCGGAGAGACAGAGGAGGACCCGUGCUGUGCAGAGAGACCGUUUUAAAAGGACGGUGCAUUGACAGAAUCAAAACUACCACACAGCUUUUCACAAUUGUUCUGAAAAACCUUAGUCACAAAAACUGGGUGUGCAGGUAUGGAUAUCCAUAUAAAAUAUUUAUAUCCUAUGACUUGAUUUUUGUUCUUCUUUUAUGAAAAAGAUCUAUAGACAUCUCAAAUCUAGCUUCGUACUGUGAAUGGUAAGUGUAUUUAUUUAUUUUUUACCAAACAAUGCAUUUUAGGACAGUUAAAGUUCAACAUCUCUAACUUAACACUGGCUGCUUAUUUCCACCAAACUGAGUCAGAUUUGAGUGAGUUUUAGUUUAGUUUUCACUGCACAUUUGUCAUUGUCAUUCUGCCAAAAUGAUGGUGGAAUUGUUGUAUUUCAUAUAACUGUAAAGAACUAGACACCUGUUACUUUUAAAACAGCUCGGUAUUCAACACUUUUGUCAGUGCAAAUAACAAAAGGUAAUCCCUUUUUAAAAGCACAUGCAAUCAAUGAGACAGAAGAAACUACCUGGCUAAUGUCUCAGGCACUUUUUUGUAUUGGUUUGUAUUUACAUUGUAUGGAACAGUGUCAUGUUAACUGGCCAGUGAACCUACAGGUAAACUAAGUGCAACAAUACAAAACUUGAUUAAAUUGUCUUGACACAAAAU